ACCCCAUCAGGCUCCGCUCCGCCCAUUGGGAAGCGGUCGCGCGGAGAUGACGUCGCGGGGGCUGGGCCGGGCGUCGCGGAGUCCGGAGAUGGAGGAAAAGGAGCUAUUACGACGGCAAAUCCGCCUCCUUCAGGGUUUGAUUGAUGAUUACAAAAACCACCAUGGCCGUGCCCCUGCCUUUGGCACUUCAGCUGCUGGCCGAUGGCAGUCAUCCACUUACAACAGUAGCAGGGUCUUCAGCUCUCGCUACCCUCGUGCCAGCAGGAGGGGCUUCCCCUCGAACCAUGGGCCUGAGUGGCGCAAGAAGUAUUCCCUUGUGAAUCGGCCCCCUACAUCCUUGGAUCUCCCCAGUGAUAGUGCCACACAGCAGCCCCUUGAGACUGGGGGCAGUCAGGAGCCCAACCCCCAGGAGUAUGUCCUGGAGAGACAAGUCCAGCUCAAUCCGGAUCAGAACAUGGUCAUCAAAAUCAAGCCACCAUCAAAACCAGGCUCAGCUAGUGCUGCUGGGGCCCUGCGGGGCUCCCUCGAGGAACAUGAGGACCCCUCCUGGAGUGACCAUAGGCCUCAGGAUGGGGAGGGGGACCCCCCAGGUGGGCAGUGGCAGACUUCCAGGCCAGCACGAAAGGGCAGCUUUAGUGCAGAGGAUCCCCUUUUGGUCUGCCAGAAGGAGCCUGGCAAGCCCCGCAUGGUUAAAUCUGUGAAUGUGAGUGACAGUCCCUCAGAGCCCCGGCGGACAGUCAGUGAAAGUGCCAUUGCGGUCAAGCCGCACCUCCUAUCCACCCUGCCCCAGCACAGCUGCACUGCUGUGGCCAGGAAGGUGGGUUCUCAUGCCACAACCAACUGUGUUACACAGCUCCUUGGGAACAGGACAGUAGCUGCCAGCCACCGGGAUCAGCCACCUCCCUCUGACUUGGUGGCAGACCCAGCAAGACCGGCCUCGGGUUCCAGGCCAGCCCGAGAGGCCUCACUGCUCACAGCCUGUCGAGCCACCAAGUUUCGGAAAAACAACUACAAAUGGGUGGCUGCCUCGGCUAAGAGUCCUCGGGCCACUCGGAGGGCCCUUAGUCCCAGGGCAGCCACAGAGAAUGUGUGCAAGGCCCCUCCAGGCACAACAGAGUUGGUGGACAAGCCACAGCCCAGAACCGAUCCCGAUGCCAAGCCUAGGAAGCCCACGGUGCCAGCCACACCUGGGGCCUCCCCUAGCAAGUAUAAGUGGAAGGCCUCCAGCCCCUCAGCCUCCUCCUCCUCCUCCCUCCGCUGGCAGUCAGAGGCUGGCAGCAAGGACCGUGCCUCCCAGCUCUCUCCAGUGCCAUCUAGGUCCCCGUCAGUAGACAGAACAACCACGGAAACCAGCAGCUUAAAGCCCCUCUUUGGUGAGACCCCUAACCUCUCUGCUUACAAAGUGAAGAGCCGCACUAAAAUCAUCCGGAGGCGUGGGAGUGCCAGCCUUUCUGGGGACAAGAAGAGCAGCCCCACUCCUGCUGUCACUGCCAAGACCCAGUUCAGCCUGCGGCGCAGACAGGCCCUCCGGGGGAAGAGCAGUCCUGUUCUGAAGAAGACCCCCAACAAGGGCCUGAUGCAGGUCACCAGGCACAGACUAUAUCGUGUGCCCCAGAGCCGGGCCCAUUUCCCAGCCAAGGAAGUGUCCAACCUUCAUGCCCCACGGAGCCCUGUCACCAGCAAAGUCAUCAAGACUCGCUACCGCAUUGUGAAGAAGACUCCAGUGUCUCCUCUCAGCGUGUCCUCCCAGUUCCCUCAGUCUGGGCCCUCCUGGCGGACACGACGCAUCUCCUUGUCCAGGUCCCUGGUGUUCAACCGCCUGCGCCCAGCCACUGCCAGUGGUGGGAAGACACAGCUCAGCUCCCCUCAGUGGCGGAACCGAGGCUAUCGCUGUAUUGGAGGUGUCCUGUACAGGGUGUCAGCCAACAAGCUUUCUAAGACCUCCAGCCGUCAGGCUGAUGGGGGCAGCAGACCGGGCCUGCGAGCAGGACGACUGGACCUCACCAGCAGCUGCAGCCGUUCCCUUGCCAGUCGAGCUGUGCAGCGCAGCCUGGCCAUCGUGCGACAGGCGAGGCAGCGGCGGCGGAAGCGAACGGAGGAGUACUGCAUGUAUUACAACCGCUUCGGCAGGUGCAACCGAGGCGAGCGCUGCCCCUACAUCCAUGACCCUGAGAAGGUGGCCGUGUGCACCAGGUUCUUGCGGGGCACAUGCAAGAAGACGGAUGGAACCUGCCCCUUCUCCCACCAGGUCUCCAAGGAGAAGAUGCCUGUGUGCUCCUACUUCCUGAAAGGGAUCUGCAGCAACAACAACUGCCCCUACAGUCACGUCUACGUGUCCCGAAAGGCAGAGGUCUGCACGGACUUCCUCAAAGGCUACUGCCCCCUGGGCGAGAAGUGCAAGAAGAAGCACACGCUGCUGUGCCCUGACUUCUCCCGCAGGGGCGUCUGUCCCCGGGGUACCCAGUGCCAGCUGCUCCACCGCAACCAAAAGCGACCCUGUCGGCGAGCAGCUGCCUCCCCAGUGCCGGAGUCCAGCCAUGCAACCUCCAGGAGCCGGGCCUCUACUGCCCAUGGGCCCAGCCCUGUCUUUGGACCAGGAGGAGUCUGUUGGCCAAAAGGCAGCCUCAGUCACCAGUGCAGGCAGGCUCUCCAAGCUGCCUUCCUUCAUCUCUCUGCGUUCCACGCCCAGUCCUGCUGGCCAGCCCAGGACCCGGACCCCCAGGAACCCCCUCAUCAAGGACUCAGGGAAACCUCUACACAUCAAGCCACGGCUGUGAGGGCCCGGGGCUUCUGCCUGCUCCUACCUCAGCACCCCAGCCCUGUGCAGAAAGGAGGCUCCACCCACCACCACUCCGGACGAGGGGCCACAGGACAUGAGCUCUAUCUACCCAGCCCCCAGCCUUCUGUGACCACUGCUUGUCCAGGACCACCACAUCCUCUCUGGGCUGGGCCCCUGCCCUGUGGGCCUUUCCACUCCCCACCUCCUCACCUCCUUCCCCACCCCCCACAUCCUCUGUCUCACACCCAAGACAUGUCAACUUCCACAGCAAGGGGUGCCAGGUGGAGCUCACCUCCAGACCUGUCCCCACUGUGCAAGCAGCCAGAUGAUGCACCCCCCCCCCCCAGCAAUCCCCUCAGGACUCCCUACUAUGGAAGGAGCCACCAGCCAGGCCUCCCUGGUGGGGUCCUGAGUUCAGCAAUAAAGUUUCUUCCUACGUCUGCUUGGCUAUCCUGACACCGGAUCUUGUUU
This is a messenger RNA of Erinaceus europaeus (western European hedgehog), 3250 nucleotides long. It is a transcript of the gene ZC3H3, whose product is annotated as zinc finger CCCH-type containing 3. The record is from RefSeq and is a predicted model, not a curated record. NCBI's taxonomy places the organism in Eukaryota, Metazoa, Chordata, Mammalia, Eulipotyphla, Erinaceidae. Gene Ontology annotation, cellular component: nucleus. The transcript is spliced from 12 exons. Gene Ontology annotation, molecular function: metal ion binding. Bases 47 to 3235 code for a protein of 1062 amino acids.